UUGUGAAAACGAGGAUAGUCACAGACAGACAGAGUUUUUACAACUUCAAAUCUCUAAAAUAUUUUGUAAAACAGUCCUUAAAAAACAUUCUACAUUUCCAAAAAUCUUAAUUAAUAUUCCAAGAGACAACAUAUUUUAUUCUUCAUUUUCAUACGCCUAUCAAAAAAGGGUGACUGUCAAUCUUUUCUUUUGUUCAUUCUAUGCUGCGAUAUGCAUUCUUUUUGAUUCGCCGAUUUCGUGUGAAUCGUCUCAAUUCCUGGCUUCUCUCUCACGUCUACACAACCUCCACACGUCAGAAUUUAAAACAUCAACCGGCAACUGCCUCUACUAGUGUUCAAGAAGUUGUUACUAUUAGCAGCAGAAACAACAGCAAUUGCAGCGAUUUUAUGAUGAUGAUAAAACCAAUUAUUAUUUCUGGCCCCUCAGGUGGUGGAAAGUCUACUAUUUUGGCUAAAGCAAUGAAAGAAUAUCCAGAUGCUUUUGCUUUUAGUGUUUCACACACAACUCGUAAACCUCGAGAUGGAGAAUUGGAUGGUCAACAUUAUUAUUUUAUAGAGAAGUCUGAAUUUGAACGAAUGAUUAAAGACGGCGAAUUUCUUGAACAUGCCCAAUUUGGUGGUAACUUUUACGGGACGAGCAAAAAAGCUGUUCAAGAUAUUUGUAAUAGUGGAAAAAUUUGUGUAUUAGAUGUUGAACUUCAAGGGGUUCGAAAUUUUAAGAAGGCACAAUUUGAAGCAAAAUAUAUUUUUGUUCGUCCCCCGUCAAUGGAAGUUUUGGAAAAUCGCUUGCGUCAACGUGGCACGGAAACAGAUGAUUCGCUUGAGAAGCGACUUAAACAUGCAAAAGAGGAUCUUUUGGCAGUUGAAAACGAGUCAACUCUUUUUGAUGUCGUUGUCAUUAAUGAGCAACUUGACAAAGCUUAUUCUGAUUUUCUUAACGCAAUUCGUUCAGAAUUGGAUGUUUUUAUACAAAAACGAAGCGAGAAGGAAAUGAGUAAUGGAGAAGGAAAAAAUGUAAAGAAUUAA
This is a messenger RNA of Meloidogyne enterolobii, 1025 nucleotides long. NCBI's taxonomy places the organism in Eukaryota, Metazoa, Nematoda, Chromadorea, Rhabditida, Meloidogynidae. The record is from the annotation of a GenBank genome assembly.